AUGAGUGCUACAAGCGAAAUGGCCAGGCAGAAGCAGCUCUGGUGGCUGACAGUGAUGCAGCAGGCUGUGGUGGAUCAGCAUGGACAUGGCCGGCACGGGCACGAUGCUUCAACUCUGCUCGAGGAGCAGAGGCGAAGCUUGGAGAAGACCGCUGAUCGCCUAGGCGAUGAGAGCAUCAGCCAGAGCCCAUCUCAAACAAGCCCGGCUUCUGGCUUCGGGACACUCCAAGCCAACUGCGAAGCCUUUCAGGCGGACGCCACCUUGCAGGUGGAGGUCGCAGAGUUGCGAAAGAAGAUAACAGCGUUGGAAGCAGAUCGGUUUGAGCCACCAGAGCUGGAGGAGCUGCAGGUACUCUGCAGUACUCUGGAGUCCCAAAGGCGUGGAUUGGAGCAGGAAGUACAUCGUUUGCAUGGCAGCUCUGCAGAGCUUGAAGCCCGAUUGGCUUCGUCUGCCAAUGUCCAAGAAAAGCUUCAGAGCCUUGUGGGGGAGAGCAAGGUCUUGGAAGAAGACUUGGCGUUGGAGAGGGCCAACCACGCCCGGCUGGCGGCAGAGGCGGAAGGAGAGCGGGCCAAAACGGAAGAAUUGCGAAGGAGGCUGUCCGAACUAGAAGGUGAGAAUGCAGCACUUCUGAAGAUGGUGGGCUCCCAGCAGGAGAGCACAGGCCCAGAAGAAGAUCUGGCGGUCGAGAGUGCCAACCAUGCCCGGCUGAUGGCAGAGGCGGAAGAAGAGAAGGCCCACAAGGAAGAGUUGCGAAGGAGGCUGUCCGAACUAGAGGACGAGAAUGCAGCGCUUCUGAAGAUGAUGGGCUCUCAGCAGGCAGCUGCACAGAAGGCAAAAUGUGCACCGGAAGAAGCCGCGAAGACGCUUGAGUUGGAGCGCAAGUUGUCGGAGCUUGAGGACGAAAACUCAGCGUUGCUCAAAAUGAUGGGUUCGCAGCAGGCUGCUGUUCGCCAAGUCGCGGUCCUCACGGCCCAGAUAGACGAGCUGAAGAGCCAAAAGCAGCAACAGUUCGAGGCAGCGUCGGAUGGUCUUGCUGAGCAAUUAGCUGCAAGGGCAAUCCUCGAAGCUGAGGACGAGCUGCGAGACAAGGUCCCAGCCGGUCCUACGGACGAGGCCUUCGAACUCCAAGCGCUUCAGGCGCUGGUGAACAGACUUCAGACCGAGCGGGACUAUCUGGUGCAAAAAGACCGGAGCCAGCAGGCGGAGCUUGAAGAGCUGCGUAGACAGGCCUCGGCGAAGCUUCCAGAUGAGAUAAUGGAGUCGGAGUGGAAGUCUAGAUACGAGCGUUUGGAGGAACAGAUGAAAGCUGCAGACGCUGAUAUCGCAAACCUUCGACAGCAAGUCGCGAAGUCCGGAGAGCUGAGUUUUGAUGCCCACAGCAGGGACGAGAAUGUGGAGGAACAGGUUCCCGAUCUCAGGUCGCCGGAGGAGGCCGGGCAACACCGGCCAGGAGGCCAGCCUUGCAAAGACAAGAGCCUGGCAGAACCACCGGAGCUUUCGGGAGCGUUGCUCGCUGUUGACAGUCCUGGUGUUUAUGUGGUGUCACAGACCGUGGCUCUCACCGUUGGUCCCGAGAAAUCUUCAGCAAAGCUGCAAAACCUCAGUGUUGGGACGGUUGUCCAAGUCCUUGAGGUUGUGCACCAGCAGGAAGACAAAAGAGUUCGCGGGAGGGUUGAAGACCCAGCUGGGUGGAUCUCCAUCGUAGGCACGGAGGAUUCCAACCGCUGGGCCUCGAGGGACCUGCAGCGGAGCAACCGUUCCGCAUCUCUGCGAAGUGAGCAGUUGCUCUCACUGCAGAGAGAACUAGAUGCCUUGGAGACGGCCAUGGAGGAACAAAAAACUGCGGCCAGAAAGGAUGCCCAAAACUGCAAGGAGGAAGAAGAUAACUUCAGGGCCGCUGCAGCGGAAGACCUCAGCCGCUGUGAGCAGCAGCUGCGGGAGAAGAGCGAGCGAUGUCGGAACCUCGAGCUUGAGCUCAAGCAGGUAUCGUUGCAGCUGGAUGGGCCUGGGGUUUAUUUGCUCGCCAGCGACGUGGACGUCUCCGAGUCGUCGGGUCGGAGCUCCCAGAAGCUGGGCCGGCUGCUGGCCGGCGAGGAGGUCCACAUCCUUGAGGUGGUGCACCGUAAAGCAGAAAAGCGAGUCCGAGGUCGGGUAGCAGCCAAGUACAGUGGCUGGAUCUCGCUUAUGGAUACGGUUGAGGGGUAUCGCUGGGCACAUCGGCAGCUCUCAGCCACCAACGAGUGGAUCAGUGGGUUGCUCGAGAAGAGCACGCCCCUGGCUUGCGAGACGGAGCUCCGGGCUCGGUGCGCGGCCUUGGAGGCUGACGGAGACAUGAGAAGCACUGAAGCAGUAUGA
Symbiodinium sp. CCMP2592 is the source of this 2355-nucleotide messenger RNA. Lineage: Eukaryota; Dinophyceae; Suessiales; Symbiodiniaceae. The record is from the annotation of a GenBank genome assembly.